Messenger RNA from Nakaseomyces glabratus, 918 nucleotides. RefSeq names its product translation initiation factor eIF2B subunit alpha (gene GCN3). The record is from RefSeq and is a predicted model, not a curated record. NCBI's taxonomy places the organism in Eukaryota, Fungi, Ascomycota, Saccharomycetes, Saccharomycetales, Saccharomycetaceae. Gene Ontology annotation, cellular component: eukaryotic translation initiation factor 2B complex. Gene Ontology annotation, molecular function: guanyl-nucleotide exchange factor activity; translation initiation factor activity. Gene Ontology annotation, biological process: translational initiation.
AUGCCCGAUUUUAGUAUUACGGAUGCGUAUUUGAAGUUUUUGGAGGAAGAUCCGGAGAUGACCAUGCCUAUCGGUGCCAUCGAGGCACUGGUUCAGCUGUUAAAGGUCAAGAACCCUGAGACAGCAGCUGAGAUGAUCAAUAGAAUUAAGUGUGCAGCAGAAGAAUUGAUUCAGAGUAUUCCAAAUUCGAUUUCUUUGAGAGCAGGUUGUGAUAUAUUCAUGAGAUUUGUGUUGAGGAAUCUACAUCUAUAUGGUGACUGGGAAAGUUGUAAGCAGCACUUGAUUGAAAAUGGUCAGUUGUUUGUUUCAAGAGCUAAGAUGUCGAGAGACAAAAUUGCUGAAAUUGGUGUUGAUUUCAUUAGUGAUGACGAUAUAAUUUUGGUACAUGGGUUUUCCAGAGCAGUUAUGUCUUUGCUUACACAUGCAGCAAACAAUUUCAUUAGAUUCAGAUGUGUAGUGACAGAAUCAAGACCCACCGAACAAGGUCGUCAACUAUAUAACCUUUUGGUGGAAAAGGGAAUUUCUGUAACACUUGUUCCAGAUAGUGCUGUGGGAACUGUCAUUCAUAAAGUGGACAAGGUGUUUGUUGGUGCUGAAGGUGUUGCGGAAUCGGGUGGUAUUAUUAAUAUUGUGGGUACAUAUUCUGUUGGUGUACUUGCGCAAAAUGCCAGAAAACCAUUUUAUGUGGUUACAGAGAGUCACAAAUUUGUACGUAUGUUCCCGCUAUCGUCUGAUGACCUUCCUCUUGAUGGUGAGUACUUGGACUUCAGUCCACGUAACAGUGAAAAUGAAGACGCCCUACGGGGUCCAUUAAUUGAUUAUACAGGACACGAAUAUAUCACAGCUCUAAUAACAGACUUGGGUGUUUUAACACCAAGUGCUGUCUCCGAAGAAUUGAUUAAAAUGUGGUACGACUAA